UUAUAUUUUAUUAUCGACUGGAAUAUCGAUAACGUUUAUUAAUUUAUGCCUUUUUAUCUUUUCUGGUGAUGGCUUAACUUUGUUAUCUAUAGUGUGACUUUUUUUGAGGGGGCUUUUAAUCCACAUUUUUAUUUCUAGAUUUGAUUGGCGUUCAAUCGAUGUGAUUAUAAGCGCCGGGAGUUUUGUAACUUUUAUCAUCAUAAUGACAACUUUGUUUUACUAUUUCUAGUACGCAUCACGCAAAAUGAAUUGUAAAAUUAUAAAAAAAUUAAUUAGUACAAAUCGUAUCAUUUUUUACAAAUUUUAAUACUUAUUAAGAUAAAUUAAGCCAUAAAUUGAAAAUCUUAUCAAAACAUUAUAUUUUGUUGGUAUGAUUUUCACUUUUUACGCCAUAAAAGGAAUGGAAUAUUUUAUGGUUUAUAACUAAUUAAUGUAUUAAUUCAAAAAUGCUUUAAUCGAAUAUGUCAAAAUCUUAUUUCGUACAGUUUUAGUUAAUUUUUAUGGCCUCGCCAUGCAAAUAACCUGUUUGAUCAAUAAUACUGAAAAUUUUAUACCUUGACAACAACAAAUUUGUUACUGUCAAAUACUUUGAAGUGUUUCAAAUUUAUAAAAAAAUAUAUAAAAUGGUUCGUAUAAAUUUGAACUUUUCGAAGACCCAAUCAUCUUGGGUAAAGUUUGGUGUAAUAAACAAUAUGUGUUUUGUUGGAAGAGAUGUGGUCGGCGUCGGAGACGGUUGUUACAUCGCAUUUUACAAUUUAAGUACGAAAGAAGACAUCGUUUAUACCGCGAUUGACGAUGACCACGGCCAUGGAGUUAAAUGUAUUUGUGGUCACAAAACUAGUACCCUUUUUGCAUUUGGUGAAAAAGGACUGCAUGCAGGAAUCUAUGUCGUACGUUAUCCCGAUUUUGAAAUACAAGCAGUACUUCCACCAUCCGACGAUGGAUUGCUUUGUAUGACGUUCUGCGAAGGAAAUUAUAUAGUUUCUUUAGGCGAUUUACCCACUUUUGAACUUUGCGUUUGGAAUUGGAAAACUCUCGAGAAACUUGCAACUUGUAGGACCGACAUUUUCGUAGCAAAACAAUUGUUGAGAUCUAGUUAUGGUGCUCCGACUUAUUUAGCUCAAAUGAGCAUAAACGAACGUUUUUUAAACAUUUGGGACGUUUUGAUUUGCGGAAAACGCUGCUUAAUCAACCAACACAAAGUUGUACCAUUUAUUUAUCACCAACAAUUUGCAGCCGUUCAGUUCACAUCAGAAGGAGCUAUUUUUGUUCAAGAUGUAUUAGGCGAUAUCUACAUGGUGAAUACCGAAUACAAAUUAGAUUUAGUAAUACAAUGGGGCGCAGUUGGAAAUUAUCGAUGCAGCUUAACUUGGUAUAAAGGUGGAAUAUUAGCAAACGGGCCAGAUAGCGAAUUAAGACACUACAAAAAAUCUGGGAAUUGGAUAUGCGAUUGGAAAAUAAAAUUAACCGUACCUGUUAUUAAAGUUUUAGCAAGCAUUCGAGACAAUUUGAUAGCUUUAAAUGAAUACGACGAUAUACUUUACUUCGAUAACCAUCUUAACGAUUUCGUAACGUUACGGGAACACGAAAGCUUUUUCAACGAUUUUUGUAUCCUUUAUCCUGUUGGCGAAAUUAUCGUAACUAUGGCGCGGAACCAAGAGAUUACAGCUUGGGAAGUUUCGACUGGAAAGAUGCUCGAUUCGAUGACGCUUGGCGGUCCAGCGUUGUCCAUCGCUGAAAAUCCGAAUUAUCCUUAUUUUGCGGUCGGAUUUGGGCAUGGUAUGCUACAGCUUUUCUCCAUGUAUAAAGCGACCACGAUAAAACUUCUGGCAUCGUUUCAUUUGACAAGGAAUUCUUUGUCGAAGGUUGCUUUUGUUGAAUCUGGUAUGUUACUUAUUGCUGCUGAUAUGUCUAUCGGAGAAUUUUUUGUUAUUGAGGGUAGACCUGGAUCAAAAAUGCAAAUAGUAGCAACUUGUUGCGCAAACAGACAAAUCGCCGAUUUUAUUUUGGUGGCAUCACAAACUUGUUUUCGUUUGUUUGCUUUAAACGUUACCUCAGAUAAAUUCAUAGCAGGAAAUGUUAUUACAAGAUUUUGUGUGAUACGAGAUAAACCAUGUCCGAACGUAAAAGAUUAUUAUAUAGAAAACAAUAAUUUAUACACGAAAUUAUACGCAAAUGAAACUCCGCUUCGUGACAGAAUUUUCUACGCUCAACCAAUAAAUAGUAAAAGUCUUCAUGAACUUGAAGUACGUCGUGGUCACGAUUAUGCGAGAUUCACAAACAAAAUUCAUAGUAAACACCAAAUGAGAAAAAUUAUUUAUAAUUUUUCGGCUAAUUCGAUUAUAUCGUACGGUUAUGAUGGAUUGGUCAUAACAAUGGAUAAGAAUUUCGAAUUUAAAUACUGCAUUAUGAUUCAUCAUCGAUUAGAUGGUGGUAUUGUUAAAGCGUACGAAGAUCCAUUAAGAAGUCAGGUGAUCGCAUUAGGAAGAAAUAAUACUCUAUGUUGUUUAAAUAUGACAGACAUUAAAGUCACCGAAGACCAACGUAACGCAUUACGUGCGAAAUUGGACGAUGAAAAAAUGGUAACUAUGUUCCAAAUGCCGACGUUUGGAUUUUUACCAAAAGGUGAUUUGGCGGGAAAAACAUGGCUCGAAGUGGAAGAAUUAAAACUGUAUAGUGAUGAAUUUAAAAAAUGCGAAGAACAGAAAAGCGCAAUUAUGAAACGAUUUAAGUUAGUUAAAAGCGAAUUAAAAAAGUUGUUGACGAAAAAUCAACAAGGUCCGGAAAACGAACUUCUGGAUAUUCAAGAUUUUAAUUUGGACUUGGAAUUCAAAAACCAAAUGAUCGCGGAUAACGUUAUAAAAUGUAAAGAAACCAAAAUUUACUUGGAAGCCUUGAUUGUUGCCCAAGAUAAUGUCUCAAAGUGGAUUAAAAGUUAUUGUUGGGAUCCGAUGAAAGUUCCAGGCAAAACCAUUUUUGGAAUCUUUUCGGCCAUCGAUGUCGAAAAUUACACUUUAUUACCUGACGAUAAAGGACAAGAACAAAUCCUGAACUAUAUUGAGCAAUAUCGGGACAUUGAAAAACUAAUGGCCAGUUGUGACAUUUUUGAACCAUGGAAUCCAAUAGAUCCUGACGAUUUAUGGGAAUUCACCAAAAAAGCUCCGUGCAUUGCUAAAGAACAAGAAGAACAAACCAUUAUGGAUGAUAUUGAUAAUGAUACCGAUUUAGUGCAGGAAGAUGCCGAUACGUAUCCAUCCAAAGAAACUCAAGCCGCGUUAAUGGGCUCAUCGACUCAUCAAUUUGUCGAUCUGAUACCAGGACAUUACGAUCAGAGACAAAUUCAAACAUUUUAUCAAAGCGAAUACGAAACUUUAUUAUUAAAAGCGGAAGAAAUUAAAUUGAUGAAAUAUUUUAACAAAGAAUUCGACGCUGUUAUGGCAAUUAAACAAAGAGACAUGAAGAAUUUGCUCGACAGAAACGCUCGUUUAAGGGUUAUCAUAUCGGAAUUAAACUUUUUUACCGAACAACAAACCGAUAUUUUUGUUGUCGAUCCAGUUUGGGAUCAAAAAGAGGAACCAGAUAAAAUUUUGGAAGUCACCGAUGAUGAGAUAACCAUAACACCAUACAUUUCACCAAGUCAACAAGCAAUUUUGGAUGCCGAAGCGGCUGAACGCGAACGAAUUCGUCUUUUAUUGUUAGCAGACGAUUUUAAAGAACGUGCUUUAAUGAGAAUGAUGAACGGCGUUUUGGAAAUUCGUUGGGAAGAUGAAUUAAGAAAAGAUGUUCCGUUACCGAAAUGCGUUAUUGAGAAAAAACCGGAAGAGUUUAAGGAGGAUGAUUUGCGCGCCAUCAGAGACUAUGAAGAAGCGGUGAAAUUUUUGGAAAGCGAACGAUUACGUUAUCGACGAAUGUUGUGCGCUGAAUACGGUCAAUUAGGAACGUCAGUACGUGAAAGCGUUGUUAAGUUUAACAAUCGAAUUGGAGAAUUGUUAUUAGAAAAAAUUAAAGUCGAUGCCGCUAUCGAUGCUGAAUGUUUGAAAAUACAUCGAAUGAGAAUAAUUAAUAUGAAAAAAAUUGAAAGCAAUGAAAAGGAAAAGGAGCUUUUACAGGCGAUUAGCAAUAAUGAUCAACUUCUGGAGGAAUUGCAGAAAUUAAUAAGUACUCUUCCGGAAAGUAUCUCGGAGAUUAACGUUGUUAUGGAUGCUUUACACGCUAAAGAGAAACUGCUUGAGAAGGUUUUCCGGCGGGAUAUUCAAGAUGUUAGUCCAGCUGCUCAAGAAGUAGCUAUUAAACUUUAUAAAAAAAGACCAAAAACUAAUUUAAAAACAAUUACUACAGCAUACGUUUUACAAGAACUUGCUCGAUGCGUUGUAACCAAAGGACGUUCUGCGGUUUUAGGAACAGAAGCUUUAGAAUUUUUACGAGCAAUGGACAAUAUGGAUUUAUAUGUAGGAAUUCCAAAUGCCGUUGAUGAACAUUUAUACGAAGUUGUUUGUAAAAAUAGAAGGUUAAAAAUUGAAAGCGAAUUAAAAAUUCGUGGAACAUCAUUAGAUAUUGCAGAAGCGGAAUCAACAGUGGCAGCUUAUCAGAAUAUGUUAUUAAAAAAGAAAGAAUAUGGUAGGCAAUUACAAAGCGAUUUAGCAACUUUAAGAAAUGAUAGAUUAAAUGCCGCCGAAAAUAUGGAAUUACAAUUGAUGAUUAAACAAGGUUACGUUGAGUUAAUUCAAACUGGAAGUAUUUCCGAUUUUUCCGAUGCCAUUUUAAUAUGUAGAAAAGAUGUGGAGGAUAUCAAUGAUAUUAUUUUGAAAGGUGGUAAUAGAAAAUUAAAAGUAAUGCGAGAUGGUAUGGCGUUUAGAAGAGGUAUCUUAGCAAUGGAAUGGACUCAUAAAAAGAUGAAAAUGCAAAUUACUGAUUUAGAGCACUACUUAAAAGAAAUCGAAGCCGUCCAAGUUACAAAAGAUGUUCAACAGUAUUUACGAGCGAAAGCAAGGGGCGAUUCCCCCGAUAAAGGGAUAACUUUUGAACAAGAAGUUCAGUUGGUUAAACGUUCCUUUGAAAGAAUCAUCGAAGAAAGGCGACAACAAGUCCGCGAAAUUCAAAAGAAAAUUGUUUCAAUUCGUAAAAACUCAAAAAUCAUCGACAAACAAAUUUCGGAUAUAAAUGUUGACGUUUGUGAACAAAAUCUUAUAAUAGAUCGUGAAGUUUUAGAAAAAGAAAAGGAAGUUGUUCAACAAAGAACUAAUGCUUUGAUAAAACGUACAAAAUUAAUCAAACAAAUUCAAAGCAACCACAACGAAAUUUUAGUUUUACAAACAGAAUUGGAAUUACUCAGAUUAAAAACAUAUCCAACAUUAAAAUAUAAGAUAUUUGAAUAAAUUAUGGAGAUGAUUUUA
Onthophagus taurus is the source of this 5393-nucleotide messenger RNA. RefSeq names its product cilia- and flagella-associated protein 43. Lineage: Eukaryota; Metazoa; Arthropoda; Insecta; Coleoptera; Scarabaeidae. The record is from RefSeq and is a predicted model, not a curated record. Gene Ontology annotation, cellular component: axoneme. Gene Ontology annotation, molecular function: protein binding. Gene Ontology annotation, biological process: cilium assembly.